Messenger RNA from Schizophyllum commune H4-8, 1152 nucleotides. RefSeq lists its product as uncharacterized. Gene Ontology annotation, cellular component: mitochondrial outer membrane. Bases 61 to 945 code for a protein of 294 amino acids. Gene Ontology annotation, biological process: monoatomic anion transmembrane transport. Gene Ontology annotation, molecular function: voltage-gated monoatomic anion channel activity. The transcript has 6 exons. The record is from RefSeq and is a predicted model, not a curated record. Lineage: Eukaryota; Fungi; Basidiomycota; Agaricomycetes; Agaricales; Schizophyllaceae.
UCCUUGCUCCUGACCUUCGUCUCCUUCCUCGAACGAACUUCACCCCCCUCACUCGACGCCAUGUCUCUCCCGCAGCCCGUUCCCCCGUCGUGGAAGGACCUCGGCAAGUCCGCCAACGACCUCCUCAGCAAGGACUACCCCUUCAACGUCCAGGCGCUCGAGGUCAAGACCAAGACCGCGAAUGGCGUCCAGUUCCGCGUAGCGGGCUCCCAGGCUGCUGCCCCGGGCCCGAUCAACGGCGAGCUCGAGGGAAAGUACACGGACAAGGCCCACGGCCUCACCCUCACGCAGGCGUGGACUACCAGCAACCUUCUCCGCACUCAGAUUGAGCUCGAGAACCUUGUCGCGAAGGGCUUGAAGCUCGACGCCAUCACCUCCCUCAUGCCGGACAAGGGCACCAAGUCCGCGACCCUUAACGCCGUCUACAAGCAGAGCGGCGUCCACACCCGCGCUGCUCUCGAUGUCUUCAAGGGCCCGACCGUCACCGCGGACACCGUUGUCGGACGCGACGGCUUCCUCGUCGGCGCCGAGACCUCGUACAACGUCACGGACGGCACGAUCGCCAAGUGGUCCGCCGCGCUCGGCUACACGGACACCAACUACGCCGUCACGCUCCACGGCCUGAACAAGUUCAACACCUUCCACGCGUCCUACUACCACCGCGUCUCCAAGGACGUCGAGGCCGGCGCCAAGGCCGUCUACGACACGAAGGCGACCCAGGGCGGCGUCGCGCUCGAGGUCGGCACGAAGACCUACCUCGACGACGCGGCGUUCGUCAAGGCGAAGAUCAACAACCAGGGCGUCGUCGCGCUCGGCUACACGCAGGCGCUGCGCCCGGGCGUCAAGGCCGCCUUCGGCCUCGCGCUCGACACCACGAAGCUCUCCGGCGCCGUCGACGGCUCGCCCUCGCACAAGGUCGGCUUCCAGUUCACCUUCGACGCGUGAAGGGGUGGCGGACGUGUGGUGGGGGAUGGCUCGCGCGCGCCGCCGCGUGCGUGGCUUGUCCGUCCUGUGCAGCGGGAGGAGAUGACGGGCUACCGGAUCUCCGUUCGCUGGGUGGACGGGUACGUGGGCGUCGGGUGCGCGUGUGGGUGGGAGGCGGGGUAGUGCAGAUAUGUACGGAGAAUGAAAAUGGUCUGUUCCUCGGAUGUC